GCCCUUUGCUUUGCUCACCCACAAAUGCACCUUAUACUACAUUAAAAACAGGAGUGACCUUAGCAAGACACACAGAUACACUUCCCAAGAGAAAGAAGGAAGCUUUCAAGUAACAAAACUAGAGCUUUCGAGGGCUCCUCCUACUGUAGAGAUUAUCUAAGAACCCAAAAACAAUGUCCAAGGAAGUGAGUGAAGAAGGGCAAACUCACCAUACAAAGGACUAUGUGGAUCCACCACCAGCUCCUCUCCUUGACCCUAGUGAGAUCAAGCUCUGGUCUUUCUACAGAGCUCUUAUCGCUGAGUUUGUCGCUACUCUCCUCUUCCUUUACAUCACCGUCGCCACUGUUAUUGGCCACAAGAAACAACAUGACGCCUGUGAUGGUGUUGGCCUUUUGGGUAUUGCAUGGGCCUUUGGUGGCAUGAUCUUCGUCCUUGUUUACUGCACUGCCGGUAUUUCUGGUGGUCACAUUAACCCUGCAGUUACAUUUGGGCUGUUCUUGGCGAGGAAGGUGUCUCUAAUCAGGGCUUUGGCCUACAUAAUCGCUCAGUGCUUGGGAGCCAUUUGCGGGGUUGGGUUGGUGAAGGCUUUUAUGAAGCACGAAUACAACUCUCUGGGCGGUGGUGCAAACACUGUGGCUCCCGGCUACAGCAAGGGCACCGCUUUAGGCGCUGAGAUUAUUGGCACCUUUGUGCUCGUCUACACCGUCUUCUCCGCCACUGAUCCCAAAAGAAGCGCCCGUGACUCUCACGUUCCUGUUUUGGCUCCUCUUCCAAUUGGGUUCGCUGUGUUCAUGGUUCACUUGGCCACAAUCCCCAUCACUGGAACUGGCAUCAACCCGGCUAGGAGCUUCGGUGCUGCUGUUAUUUAUAACAACGAGAAAGCCUGGGAUGACCAAUGGAUUUUCUGGGUUGGACCUUUUGUUGGAGCACUGGCUGCGGCGGCAUACCACCAGUACAUUCUGAGAGCAGCUGCUAUCAAGGCUUUGGGAUCAUUCCGCAGCAACCCUACCAACUGAGACAACAAAUUCAAAACCCCACCAAAAAAGCUUUCUUUUUCUUGUCUAUUUGUUGGUUACUUUGUGUGAAUGACUGAGAGAGGAUUAUUGAUUAUGUGUCUUUAUUUGUGUUCUUUUAUUUAUAAUUUAAUCUUUGAUUGUAGUUUGUCUCUGUGAAUCAUUGUUGAUGAGUAGUGGUGGACUGGUGUUGUUUCUUCUUUCUAAUCAUGUUCUUCUUUUGUUAGGUUAA
This is a messenger RNA of Mangifera indica (mango), 1245 nucleotides long. RefSeq names its product aquaporin PIP2-7. Gene Ontology annotation, biological process: transmembrane transport. The transcript is spliced from 4 exons. Gene Ontology annotation, molecular function: water channel activity. NCBI's taxonomy places the organism in Eukaryota, Viridiplantae, Streptophyta, Magnoliopsida, Sapindales, Anacardiaceae. Gene Ontology annotation, cellular component: plasma membrane. The record is from RefSeq and is a predicted model, not a curated record. The coding region runs from base 174 to 1016 and encodes 280 amino acids.